GCGAUAGGAGGGGUGCUGCUGCUGAUGCUGCUGAGCUCUUGUAUCCGAGGAGCAGCAGGCACAGAGCAAAAGAGAGGGAGGUGAGCAAGAGGAUACCAGGGAAAGAGACAGAAAGAGAGAGAGAGGGGGGAGAUAAGGACAACACCUCAUCAAGGAGAAAAGGACAGAGCGAAGGGUUGUAAGCAACACAAUACUGCAUAAACAUGACCUUGGCAGCAUAUCGAGACAAGGUGAAGGAGCUCCCUCUAGUGUCACUUCUGUGCUCCUGCAUCAACUCAAACCCUGCAGAAAAUCCCACAUACAAGGCUGAGGAUGCAGUGGAUCUCAACUGGUGUGUGAUUAAAGAUAUGGAGGUCAUUGAGCUGAACAAGCGGGCCUCGGGCCAGGCAUUUGAGGUGAUCCUGAAACCCCCCUCUUUUGACGGUGUGCCUGAGCUUAACACAUCCAUGCCCCAGCGUAAGGACCCCUCACUGGAGGAGAUCCAGAAGAAACUGGAAGCAGCUGAGGAGAGGCGGAAGUUUCAGGAGGCCGAGAUGUUAAAGCAUCUUGCUGAGAAGAGGGAGCAUGAGAGAGAGGUCAUCCAGAAGGCCUUUGAGGAGAAUAACAAUUUUAUUAAGAAUGCUAAAGAAAAGCUGGAGCAGAAGAUGGAAGCCAUCAAAGAGAACCGUGAGGCUUUGCUUGCCGCCAUGCUGGAGAGACUACAGGAAAAGGACAAACACGCAGAGGAGGUGAGGAAGAACAAAGAACUGAAAGAGGAGGCCUGCCGGUAGAGGAGCGCCUGCUGCGCAGGACUGCUGUGGCUAUAGUCAAGGGAAACAGAGAUGAAACUGGUGAAGAGAAAAUAAAACAAAUGGUAGCCAAUACAUCUCAAAAAGGGGACAUAUUGGACAUCGAUAAUGACAAUUUGCAAAACACCAAGCUUUUGUGGGGAUUAACAACAUCACAGCUACUUAAUAUUAUUAAAAACAGAAAAAAUAUUGUCUAGAUGGCAAUGCAAGGUGCACUAAGGGUAUGUUGCUUGGUGGAGGACAGGAGGUUGCUUCAGAGCAGAAGAAUGAAUAUAACUGAAAUUACUUGGAGAGAAGGACAGGAAGUGAAAUCAAUGAAGAGAUGCUUUUUAUAACCUCCAUAGCCAGUACAGAUGAAUGUGUUAACAUAAACUACAUCCUAAAGUCAUCCUUCACUAAUGGAAAUAUCUCUUUACAGUCACAAAAGCAUCUUUUUUCAAAACAUGUGCCAUCUACUGAGGCUUUGGCUCUUUUUUAAUUAUCGUUCAAUAUUGAUAUUUAAUAAUCAAUAGGGUUUCAUCAUAGAACCUCAGGCAUGCUUAUACAAUAUGUAUUAUUAAGCAUCAGCGAUCAGAUGGCUAGAGGUACAAUAUCUAUCACAUUUCCUGCUGUGUUGAUACUGAAAAUAUGAUCAAAGUAAUAUUAGAUUAGAACAUUCUUGAUGCCUAUAAAUCUGAAAGCUCAUAUUGUGGAGCACAAUGACACUUUAAGCACAACUCAGAAGCACAUUUAGCUUUUUCAUUCAUUAUAUUUGUAUUUUGACGCUUAUCGGUAGGAAAACACAUAGUGGCAUCUCAGAAAAUGAAGAAUGAAAGCACUCAGGUGUGAGAAAAAGAUCCUGUUUGGAUUUGGGAAAUAGUUUGAAAGUUUCAGGUGAAUGGUGCACUUUGCUUUGGCAUGUCACUGAGCUUUACUGUAGUCUGUUCAUUUUACUCGUUCUUUACAAAGACAAAGGAGUUUGAUGUUGGUGUGCAGCGUCAAUAAAGAGCCGUGUAUGUGCAAUGAUGAGAAGUGAUGUAAAUCGACCUGAUUUUGUGAGAAAAUGGAGCGUCGUAAAUGUUCCCUGUGUUUGUAAUUUCCAGAUGACUAAAUUCUCUUAACAAAGUCAAAUAAAUGCUUCUCUUAACUAAAA
Molecule: messenger RNA, 1920 nt
Organism: Ctenopharyngodon idella (grass carp)
Lineage: Eukaryota; Metazoa; Chordata; Actinopteri; Cypriniformes; Xenocyprididae
Gene: stmn4
Product: stathmin-like 4
Exons: 6
Coding region: 204-770 (188 amino acids)
Biological process (GO): microtubule depolymerization; regulation of microtubule polymerization or depolymerization; neuron projection development
Cellular component (GO): neuron projection; cytoplasm
Molecular function (GO): tubulin binding
Source: RefSeq, a predicted model, not a curated record